AUGACGUCUGGCAAUAGCGAAGAUCCGGACAUGGGUGGUGCGAACGGAGAUAGCGAACAUUCUACAGGGGCGGCGAACGAUGCUAUUCCUCGACCGAAGAGAAUUGCUUGCAUAUUAUGCCGGAAAAGAAAAUUAAAAUGCGACUCAAACAAACCCAGCUGUGGGACAUGUUCGCGUCUGAAUCACCAUUGCGAAUACUCUGAAGAACGGAAGAAGAGCGGCCCUAAGAGAGGCUAUGUCAAACUUUUGGAGGCACGACUCAAACAGGUUGAGAACUUGCUGGAGACAAGAGAUGCGACGAGCGAGCCCGCAGCCCGUCCGUCUCAGCCGACAACGGCAGCAGCGGACUCGUUUGCGCCGAUGCCGCCUCUGGAUAUCCCCGAUGUUCUCGAUAGCUCCAUGUCCGGAAUGAUGGCAGACAGCAGGUUUCCUGAUCCAAGCCUGGUCGGGAUGCCGGAUUACAGCAUGAACUCCAACGACGAUUUCUCCUGGGAGAUGAUAGGGCUUGGUCUUGAGGAAGCAUUGCCGUCCAGGGAGACGAUAGAUGAGAUGAAUGAGAUAUAUUUCGAGAAAAUCCAUCCCUCCUUGCCCAUGAUCCACAAAGGCCGGUUUCUUGCUUCAAUGGACCUCGCGCCUCAUAUGCGCCCAGCAGUGUGCCUGAGAUAUGCCAUGUGGACCCACGCCUGUGCUAUUACCUCAAAAUAUUCGGCUUACACCGAACACUUCUAUGCAAGGGCUCGCAAGUACGCCGAGAUGGACGAGAUGAGGGGCCACGGUGAAGGAAUGAUCACCAUUGCCCAUUCGCAAUGCUGGACGUUGCUUGCCUGUUACGAAUUUCGAGUCAUGUACUUCCCAAGGGCGUGGAUGAGCAUUGGAAGAGCCGCAAGACUGGCUCAAAUGAUGGGUCUGCAUCGACAGGAUCGUGUUGGUCUUGACGUGAAACAAACCUUACCGCCUCCUCGAGACUGGACAGAUCGCGAAGAACGACGGCGAACCUUCUGGAUGGCAUAUUGUCAAGACAGAUAUGCCAGCAUUGGGACUGGGUGGCCAAUGGUCAUUGAUGAGAGAGACAUCCUAACGAAUCUACCCGCUAGCGAAGAGGCCUUUAACAAGUGCCAACCCGAGCCGACGCUGCAAUUGUCCGACAUCUUGAACGGAGAUGGGGCGUCGUCGCUCUCUUCAUUUGGUGGUGUCAUUCUUUUGUCGACAAUAUUUGGGAGGAACCUGACUCACCUUCAUCGACCGUCGGAACAAGACAACGAUCAUGAUUUAAAUGGCGCGUUCUGGAAACGUCAUCGAUCUUUGGACAACAUCCUUCUCAAUACAUCUUUGUCCCUGCCUCCGCCUCUCCGCCUCCCAGCAGGUCUCAAUGAUCCGAACACCGUCUUCCUCAACAUGAAUGUCCAUACAGCUACUAUCUGUCUGCAUCAAGCAGCCAUUUUUAAAGCCGACAAAAAUCGACUUCCAGCUCAGAUCAGUGCUGAAUCCAAACGUCGCUGUAUUGUUGCAGCGGACCAAAUCACGAACAUUAUGAAAAUGAUCAGUCAUAUGGACAUGUCGAUGAUGAAUCCUUUCCUUGCUUUCUGUCUCUACGUCGCUUCGCGAGUGUUUGUGCAAUAUCUCAAAUCGAGACGAGAAGAUGCUGCAGUCAAAUCCUCCUUGCACUUUCUUCUUGCCGCGAUGCAAGUCCUGAAAACCAAGAAUCCGCUCACUGAGUCAUUCUUGGUGCAGCUCGAUGUUGAUCUUGAAGGCAGUGGUCUGGAUAUCCCUACCAGCUAUUCGCGAUGGAAAUUUGGGCACCGCCCACCAGGUGAAAGUCCUGCCAACACAGAUGCCCUGAAAUGUUCCCCACUUUUCGAAAUACGAGAGACCCAAGGUCAGGAAAUGACCGGAGCAGCCCAAGGGAUCAGUACAAAGGGAGUGCAUCCUCCCUGGCCCGGCGAUGGCAGUGUCCCUGCAGAGACUAGCAGCUAUCCAAGUUUGUAUGCGUCGGAAGGUUUUGGCACCAGCGUGCAAAUGCUGCAGAAGAACCCGUCCACAAGCGACGGUUUGGAUAAUGGUUAUGGCUUUCCCAUCCACUCCGUUGGAGCUGACACUUCACCUGACACUUCGCACAACGAUGGGACCGGUUCACGGUCGCAUUCUGGCCACCCAACGCCUUCAUCCCUCUCGAAUCCAAACUCGUCGCAUACGUCCUACACUUCGCCUCCGAACCAGUCCAGCAGCAGCGGAAACACCGCGGGCAGUGGCCAGGGGCAACCAUCACCGGGAUAUGCCUUUUCAGCUGGCAAUCACUCUUCCUGGAAUAUGAACAUUCCAACUCAAGCGGCACAGGAUACGCCACCGCAGCAAAUUGGUAUGAACUUCAGCUCCACCGGAAUGACACCAGGUCCGACAGGCCUGACACCUAUACCCGACUCCCUUUGGUCGACGGAAGGCGUGCCUGAGGGGAAUGAAUGGAUGUUUUCGUGGGCCGGUUCAACUCCCCAGCCACAAUGA
Messenger RNA from Fonsecaea erecta, 2499 nucleotides. RefSeq lists its product as hypothetical. Gene Ontology annotation, cellular component: nucleus. Gene Ontology annotation, molecular function: DNA-binding transcription factor activity, RNA polymerase II-specific; DNA binding; zinc ion binding. The record is from RefSeq and is a predicted model, not a curated record. Bases 1 to 2499 code for a protein of 832 amino acids. Lineage: Eukaryota; Fungi; Ascomycota; Eurotiomycetes; Chaetothyriales; Herpotrichiellaceae. Gene Ontology annotation, biological process: regulation of DNA-templated transcription; DNA-templated transcription. The transcript is spliced from 5 exons.